CGGCGGUGAUCUGCCCCGGGGGCGUUUGUGAGUUUCACAGGCGAGAGCGGCCCGCGGCUCCACGCUCGCCGUGUAACCCACCGCGUCUGUGGGCCGUUGUCGCUUCGUGUCGGCGUCAAUUUCGACUGAAGUCGCCUCCCCGAGUUUGCUUCGUCGGCGUUGUGAAGGAGGGGAGGGGGGGGCAGAAUUAGCGGCGCGCGCGUAGUAAUACGUUCGUCGGUCGCAAGUAGACGAGGUGCGGGAACGCGACGCGGGAAGAGGCCGGCUUGAUACGCGUAGGCCGGAGGAGCACGUGGCGCCGACAUGCCUCACAGGAAAACCAAGCCGUUCAUCGACAAGCACAGCGCGGUCAAGUUCCACCUGGUACACCGCAGCCAGCACGACCCCCUGCUGACGGACGAGACAGCCCCCCAGCGCGUGCUGCUACCCGCGGUCAAGAACAGCGACCUUGAAAAGAGAAAAGAACAACAGCGCGACUUUGGUGUCUUCUUCGACGAUGACUACAACUACCUGCAGCACCUGCAGGAGGCGUCGCGGCCGGCAGAGUUGGUGUCGGCGCCGCCGAAACGAGCGCAGGAUGCAGCCAUCGAGAUUGUGCACAUCCCGGCUGCGAAGGUGCAGCUGCCCUCCUCGGUGUUUGCAUCGGAGUUUGAGGAGAAGACCGGCUUGCUGAAUCGCGCAGCUCCCGUUCCCGGACCCCGUCCGGACUGGGACCCCGACGUCGUCGCGGCUCUCGACGAUGACUUCAACUUUGACGACCCAGAUGCGGAACUCGAUGACGAUUUUGUGAUGCAGGCGAACGCUGAAAGAGGCGACGCAGAGGGAGCGGGCGAUGAAGCGGCGGGGGAGUGGGAGGACGUGGACGACUCGGACGACAUGAGUUACGACUCGGACGGCCCCGGCACGGACGACGGUAGCCGCGGGAAGGAGUGCCUCUUCAUGGACGAGGAGACAAAGACCAGGUUCACCGACUACUCGCUCACCUCGUCGGUGAUGCGCAGGAACGACCAGCUCACGCUGCUGGACGACCGCUUUGAGAAGUUCUUCGCGGCAUACGAGGAGGACGAGAUCGGAGCACUCGACCACUGCGAGGUGGAGGGCAGCAUCCCCGCGGGCAGCACUCGCCUGCAGGCCGCGCUGGACGACUUCCACGCUCGCGAGCAGGCCGAGCACCAGAGGCCGGACGCGAACCAGGAGGAGCGUCACAAGCAUGGUCCGAGGAACAAGGAGCAGGGCAAAGGGGAGAGCGAGGAGGAGGACGACGACGAUAUGGUGGAGGUGGCAAUGGAGAAGCCGGCAGAGAAGUGGGACUGCGAAUCUAUUAUCAGCACGUAUUCCAACCUCUACAACCACCCAAAGCUGAUUGAAGAGCCAUCAAAACCCAUGCGCGUAUCGCGCAAGACGGGCCUCCCGCUGGGCGUGCUGCCCCAACGCGGCCCCACGGCGCGCCAGGUGGAGCGCAUGGGCACCGUGACGGCCGCCGACCUCCCCCGCGCCGCCGCCGUUCCCCGGGCGCCGGAGGAGACCCCGGAGCAGCGCCGCGCGCGCAAGCACGCCAUCAAAGAGGAGCGCAAGGACCGGCGUCUGGAGAAGAAGGCCAACAGAAUGGCGUUCAAGGAAGAGAAGGCCCGACAGGAGAAGGUCGUGCUGAACCUGAGGCAAAACCUGCAGGGCGUGCGUCUCACGUGAACGUGCGUCUCACGUGAACGUGCGUCUCACGUGAGCGUGCGUCUCACGUGAGCGUCUCACGUGAGCGUGCGUCUCACGUGAGCGUGCGUCUCACGUGAGCGUGCGUCUCACGUGAGCGUGCGUCUCACGUGAGCGUGCGUCUCACGUGAGCGUGCGUCUCACGUGAGCGUGCGUCUCACGUGAGCGUGCUUCUCACGUGAGCGUGCUUCUCACGUGAGCGUGCGUCUCACGUGAGCGUGCGUCUCACGUGAGCGUGCGUCUCACGUGAGCGUGCGUCUCACGUGAGCGUGCGUCUCACGUGAGCGUGCGUCUCACGUGAGCGUGCGUCUCACGUGAGCGUGCGUCUCACGUGAGCGUGCGUCUCACGUGAGCGUGCGUCUCACGUGAGCGUGCGUCUCACGUGAGCGUGCGUCUCACGUGAGCGUGCGUCUCACGUGAGCGUGCGUCUCACGUGAGCGUGCGUCUCACGUGAGCGUGCAGCACCGGCUGGCAGGGGAGAGACGAUCCGCGGUGGACCAGCAGCACAGCCGCUGAGGCCUUCGUCUGUCGGACAUUCAGAACAUUAGGACGGACACACACACACACACUACACGGAUUCAUAAUAAAGUAGGCAAUAUGCACCCAUAUCUCAAGUUAAUGAUGUGCACAUUGUGGGGGGUUGGUGGAUUUGCAUUUUAAGAGUUUGAAGAAGAGGGAUUAUUUUUUGGAGGGCAAAAGAGAUGUGUGGAGAGGAGGGAAAUGAGAUGACACAGUAUUGGGCCUUUGAGUCUGUGCAGAGCAAACUUAAAAAAAUGUGAAUUAAGAUACAAGGACUGAAGCUCCCCGCCUUUUCAAGCUGGGGGCUUCAGUUCCUGGAGAAGCUGCCGCUACGGGGAGCUAAAUGUUGGGUACGACCCGAAAACACGGAGCGAUUUAUUUUUACUUGAUCCAACGUGCGCACCCCUGGAAUAAGGCUAGCGACGCCGAGUUGGGCGUCAUUGUCUGCUCACCAGUUGUCGCCGUGCCGAUUCGAGCGAGUUGGGCAGAACAGCAAGCCUCUGCGUGGCCACCCGAGUUACAGAUCGUGCGUAUGGAGCGAGUGUGUACACCGCGACCUCCCCUGCAUGGCUAUCCGAGUUGCCAAGCGAGUGUGUGCACAGAGACGACCCGCCACUUGGCCAUCUGAGUCGUGCGCCGGGCACGCGCCACGUGGAGCUGUCGAUCUUUUCCGUUGCCCACCCUUUGCGUCGACUUGAUUUCAAUAUUAAAGGGGGGAAAAAAAUCCCAACCCCAUCCUUGCAUCUUGAUAUGUUAAUAGUACAUUUUAUUAAAACGUCUGAUCAAGUAUAACAGGGGCAUACACGCCCAACCGUUUUACUGGGUUAAAGGGCGUUAUAGAAACAUGUACAUCUUUGUUUCUGGUUGGCACAGACAGCAUGCGGGCUUUCUUAGCGUGAAUAGAGGGCUCCGAUAAUGUCCAUCUGAACAAAAUCAAGUUCUCUGUGGUGCUUAAUGGGUUUUUGAAAUAUGAAAGAAACAUUUGUACAUUUCAAACAGAUUUUAGCAUUGUGAUGGGGGGGGGUUGCUUUGUGCUUGCUUUUUUUGAUCGAUUUUGCGCUGCAACUAAUUCGGAGAUGACAUUUACAUACAAGGCAAAUAUCAAACCAUCGCAAGAUAAGGGGGCGAGCCAUUUGCAAUGUCUCAGCCGGGAGGGAGAUAAGUUGAUGUCGGGACGGUUUGCCAUAGCCAAGCUAUCUGCACCCUGCGCACAAUUACCGAUGCACGAGAAAAUAAUGAAACAUGUUUUUCAUUUGUAGUAUAAACGGCUCAAUUAAACGUGCGUCGCUUAUAUGAUUAAGCUAUAAAUAACGAGUGAAUAAUCCCGCGCAGCAAAACUCCCCACUGCUCACCUUAUUGCUGAAACGUGAUGGAUGGAUGAGAAGACAUCCGCGCCUGAUGUGUCUGUAUUCCAUCGUGUGUGUAUAUAAAAUAUAUGCAUAGCUGGUUUUAACACCGACAUUCUUAUUACCCAGCUGAAACAUGCUCUUCUACUGCGUUUUGGCAGCCCUGGAAGCCAGAAGUGUAAAUUCCACAUUCCCAUGGCCAUUUGUAGUUCUCAAAUUAACGCAGGCCACCAAAUGACAGUCGGUGGCCUUGCAUGGCCAUUGUGUUGUGAGCGGGAAGCAGAGGCUGGCCACGGGGUGGUAUAAAACUAUUUAAAAACUAACACUUUUUAUGAAAUUUUAUCAGGGAAGGCCCACUGAGCUACACAGCUCUUUUUCAGAAGCGACCUCUAGUUAUCACAAAUGAGAGCUCAACGAAGCGGCUUGUGUGGAAAUGUAUAUCAGCGAAAUACUCUUAAACGCGUGAAGUUUCAAAAUGCGGAAAAACCGGAGGACCCAGAGAAAAAUCCACCCCACCACGGGGAGAGAAAAGGACAUGCAAACUCCAAAUAUACAGGCAUUAGGGGCGGGAUCGAACCCACGACCCUCCUGUACACCAGGCGAGGUAGUAAACAUCUUGCCACCGUGAACAGAUGGCGAAGAGCAGGACUUGGAAGAGAGAAAUGCAAGUCUAUAGGGAACUGAUCGUUGGGACCAGAGCAAGGAAGGAGUGGAAUAAUUUAAUCCAGCCUCAUCAUCAGUUGCCAUUUGAUGAUUGACAGAAGAGAAUUAGAGGGGAGAGGUGGGUGGCCACGAGGCUUGCGUAGUUGCGUCGGGUGACCCAACUGGUUCCGAGAUUAUUUCCUUGGAUCACCUUCAGACUUGGUGGGGGUGAGGGUGGACAAGAUACAUGAGAUCCUAUGACCAACGAAACACGUGGCCGUUUGGACACCGUGGGCGGUCUGUGGCACACCGCCGCCACCGUUCUCUGCGGAUUUGCAACGAGGGCCACUGGGGGUGGUGGGGGGAGUGUCAUGGCAGCACUCGGAAAUCACCGACAAUACGCGGGGACCCUUGUGGUGAUGAAGAUGGCCGGUUACGGUGAUGAAUAUUUAAUGACGCUGAAAUAAAAUUGCUCUAAAAUUUGAAA
Molecule: messenger RNA, 4701 nt
Organism: Petromyzon marinus (sea lamprey)
Lineage: Eukaryota; Metazoa; Chordata; Hyperoartia; Petromyzontiformes; Petromyzontidae
Gene: LTV1
Product: LTV1 ribosome biogenesis factor
Biological process (GO): ribosomal small subunit export from nucleus; ribosomal small subunit biogenesis
Cellular component (GO): preribosome, small subunit precursor; cytosol; nucleus
Source: RefSeq, a predicted model, not a curated record